Varanus komodoensis (Komodo dragon) is the source of this 2900-nucleotide messenger RNA. RefSeq names its product RAD1 checkpoint DNA exonuclease (gene RAD1). The coding region runs from base 853 to 1731 and encodes 292 amino acids. Gene Ontology annotation, cellular component: nucleus; checkpoint clamp complex. Gene Ontology annotation, biological process: DNA repair; DNA damage checkpoint signaling. Gene Ontology annotation, molecular function: 3'-5' exonuclease activity. The transcript is spliced from 6 exons. NCBI's taxonomy places the organism in Eukaryota, Metazoa, Chordata, Lepidosauria, Squamata, Varanidae. The record is from RefSeq and is a predicted model, not a curated record.
ACAGUUCCCAACAUUCCUCAGCUGGGGAGCUGUAGGAUAGUUUUCCAGUUAAAACAUGCUGCAGCGCUUGUGCUCUUUUGUGAAAGUAGAUUUGUGACUGGAAAUUCAAACUAGGCUUGGUAUCGCCUCUACCCUGCAAUAUUAAUAGCGAAUUCAGACAUGGUUCUUGACAAGUUUUUUUAAUCGUUUAAUAAGAAUUAAAACAUGUUUCACAGGAAUUUAGACCUGAGUUAGAAAGACCACGAACUCCGCUCAGGAUUUCUAUUGCGUUUUGUUUCUAAUUGGAUCACGAUUCUGGACUUUUCCGUUUGUUUCUGUGGGAAGCCCUCUAUCCCGUACAGGGCAGAGAAAAUAAAUGAGGAUCUACAGAACCAUAAAGGUUGGAACCUUUCUACUGAAGGGAGACCUCUAUGGGAAUGCCCAAAUCCUAGCUCUUUGCUCUACCAAUGAAAAAAUGGCGGUGCCUACAGAGAUGUUAAUUGUAGAAUAAAAUAUGGUGGAUUGCGGGUUCCAUUUGUACCAGAAGUUCGAUCUUACUCUUGCAGUCGUAUCCCUUGUAGAUUGAGCGGGCUGUUACGACGUAUCGUAAAGCGGGAUGGUCUUCGGUAUUUUCCGAAAGUUGGCUGCAUUUUUCUGAUGGGCUGAGACUGUUUCUCAGUCUGAGGCAUUCUCCACGCUGUCCAUUUGAGUUCCUCUGGUGAGAGUCGUGUGCCUUUGGCAAUUGAAUAACAGAGUGGAAAUUCAGCAGGUGUUUGCUGAUUUCUGUGAAGAAAGUAUAGGUUUUCACUGAAAAUUUCUGGAGAUCUUGUUUUUGCUCCUGCGAAAGAGAGUGUGGGGUAAUAGAUCAAGGCCAUGUCCCUCUCAACCCAGCCUGAAACAGGCGAGGAUCAGAAUAUUUUGGUAGCAACACUUGACAAUGUCCGAAACCUCUCUAAUAUCCUGAAGGCCAUUCAUUUCAAAGAUCAUGCUACCUGCUUUGCUACUACAAAUGGACUCAAGGUCACAGUGGAAAAUGCAAAGUGCUUGCAGGCUAAUGCUUUUAUUCAGGCAGGGAUUUUCCAAGAAUUUGUAGUACAAGAAGAAUCUGUCAUGUUCAAAAUCAACCUUUCCAUCCUUUUAGACUGUUUGACCAUCUUUGGGGCAAGUUCUUCACCAGGAUACCGAAGGCUCCUCUCUCUUCUCACUUCAGGAACUCAGACUGCUCUUCGGUUGUGCUAUCAGGGUUAUGGAUAUCCUCUGACACUUUUCUUGGAAGAAGGAGGUGUGUUAACUGUGUGUAAAAUCCGCACUCAAGAACCUGAAGAGCUCCUUGACUUCGAUUUCUGCAGCACAAAUGUUGUAAACAAAAUUAUCUUGCAGUCGGAGGGGCUUCGAGAGGCAUUUUCUGAACUGGAUAUGACCAGUGAUGUGCUGCAAAUUAUAAUGUCUCCAGACAAGCCAUAUUUCAGAUUAUCUACUUUUGGGAAUGCUGGAAGUGCACAUCUGGACUACCCUAAAGAUUCAGAUCUAAUUGAAGCUUUUCACUGCAAUGAAACCCAGACGAACAGAUACAAGAUAUCAUUACUCAAGCCAUCUACAAAAGCACUGGCUUUAUCAUGCAAAGUGUCUAUUCGAACAGAUAACAGAGGCUUUCUCUCAUUGCAAUACAUGAUCAGAAAUGAAGAUGGACAGAUCUGUUUUGUGGAAUACUACUGUUCCCCCGAUGAGGACAUUACUGCAGCAGAAAUAUAACUGUCAUGCCGAGUUCUUUUUCUUUCUCCGUUCACUAAAAUUAUUCAAAAUUGGGAUAUUCAAUUAAAAAUGAAAGUAUUCAGAGUAAUUGCCCAGAAGAUCAGUUGGGAAAGAGCAGGGCAGGAGAAACAGAAUAAUACUCUAGUCUUCCUUACGUAAAGGAUGAAAGUCCAAUGGAAGCAAAGUCUGUUAGGACAGAGAACUCAAUUUUGCCCAGGCUGGCAAGCAUCCUUUUCAACUAGAAAUGUCUUUCUCUGGAAGAACAAUGCCUCACAAGUGGGAAUGUGUGGCUCUGCUUGAGUUUUGGCCUAUAGCUCCCAUGAGCUGUCAUCAAGAUUGUCCAUGCUGAGGUAGGAUGGGAACUGUCAGCCGAAAUAUGUGGAGGGCUAUGAGUCAACCACUUCUGGUGCAGAUGGAUGAAGCGCCUCUGUGUGGCUGGCUCCUUGGUGGGGUUGUGGUGGCUGGAGAAUCGUCUUGGCCAGGUUUGACAUUACGAGGGCGGUCUGUCUGACCUUCAUUGCCACAUACUUGGAUGUAAGCUAGCUAGGUGUGGUGGUGGGGAGAAUGCCUCCGCCUGGUCACACAAUGCUAGAAAAAGGGUAGGAGGAAGGGACAAUGUUUCUGUCAAAGCUUCUAAUGUCUCAUCACAAUAUAGGGCUGGAACUAAAGUGGGAGCCAAGGACCUUGACCAAUAUAACAUUUAACGUAAAUUAGAUGACUUACAGGUUUGUGAAUGGCAGAAAACAACUCAAUUUUGUAUUGUUGUAUAAUUUAUUUCAGUAACCAAUAUAUGACUAAUAUAAUCCAUGACUGGUGAGUUUUAGCAAAUUAGACAUUGUAACCUCUAAUUUGAAUACCUGCAAAAUAGUAUCUCUGCCCCUCCAGGCAUCUGCUGACCACCUGCUUCAUUGCUGUGGGUAGCAGAUGGAGUAUAGAGAGGCUGGACCCCUCUGUGUGUGGGGGGGUGGGAGGGGGGAAGAGCUGUGAUUUUUUUCGGAGGUAAAGGCUCCCAAAUGUUUCUUUGAUAUAAGGAAGCAAUCAAGAAAAGCAUAACCUUGCAUAAUUAUGGGUCCCUGGGACAGCAGCCAAUUUCCCAAUCCUCUGCCUUUGUAUUUGCAUGUUUGAUAAUCUCCAGUUCACAUGUGAAAUAAAAAAUGCAGUAGAAGCCA